This is a messenger RNA of Diceros bicornis minor, 2061 nucleotides long. It is a transcript of the gene HIRIP3, whose product is annotated as HIRA interacting protein 3. The record is from RefSeq and is a predicted model, not a curated record. Gene Ontology annotation, cellular component: nucleus. Bases 18 to 1841 code for a protein of 607 amino acids. Lineage: Eukaryota; Metazoa; Chordata; Mammalia; Perissodactyla; Rhinocerotidae. The transcript has 7 exons.
AUCCCAGGUGGAGCAAAAUGGCGCGGGAGAACGAGAUGCAGGAGUUCACCCGUAGCUUCUUCCGAGGGCGCCCGGACCUCAGCACGCUCACGCAUUCCAUCGUGCGGCGGAGGUUCUUGGCUCACACGGGCCGCGACCACCUGGAACUCGAAGAGAAGCAGGAGCUGAAGCGGCUAGUGGAGGAGGAGCUGCUGAAGAUGCAGGUGGAUGAAGCGGGUGCCAGGGAAGACAGCCUAGGCCUUGCCAAGAAGGUGAAGAGGCCUCCCAUCCCCUGCAGUGACUCAGAGAGAAAAAGAUUCCGUUUCCAUUCUGAGUCAGAGCCCAGCUCUGCAGCCUCCAGUCCAGACUGCUUUGGCCCCCCAGCAAAGAAUGGGAUGACAGCAGCAGAAGUCAGUCCAGCCAAGGGGGAGAGUCCAAAGCAAGCCUCAAAGAAAGCAGUUGAGAGCAGCGAUGAGGAAGAACAGCAGAGGGACCUGACUGCAAAGACUGGAUUAGAGGAGAUGGUGAAGGAGAGCAGUGACGAGGAGGAAGAGGGCUCUGCCAGAACGAGUAAGGUCUGGAAGGAAGAGAGCAGUGACGAGGAGGAAGAGGGCUCUGCCAGAACGAGUAAGGUCUGGAAGGAAGAGAGCAGUGAGGAAGAGGAAGAUGAGGAAAAGAAAGAGGAGAAGGAAGAGGAAAAGGAAUCCAAAGGCAGGACUAGGAAGAAACCUGUGACAAAGAAUAAGCAGGCACCAGGCAAGACCUCAGCCAGUAGGAAGCAGGCCAGGGAGGAGAGUGAGGACAGUGAGGAGGAACCUGUCCAGAGGACAGGAAAGAAGGUGGAGGGAAAGAAAGGAGCUAAAAGCCACCAGGAAACUGAAAAGGAUAGUGAGGAGGAGGAGAUGCUAGCCAAGAAGAGAGAGAACCGAGAGGAAGAAGAGGCGGAUUGGAAACCCAGAGCCUGGAACAAUCAAGGGAAAAGGUCAGCUUGGGAGGAGAGGAGCUGUAAGCAGAAAAGCAGGGCAGCGAGAGUGAUGGGAGACUGGCGAGACCGAGAGGAAGAGACGGAGAAAGCAGCAGCAGGCAGUGGGGAUAACAGCGGGGGAGAUGAAGAGUCCCCAGUGCAGAAGAGCAAGGACAAGACCCAGUGGAAGGGUGGCAAAAGGCAGAGUGGAAGCAGUGAGGAAGAUGGGGAAGACAGCUGGAGGAACGUGAAACCAACUACUAAAGGCACUGGAAAGACAGCCAACGUGGGCAGUAUCAAUGGUGAGGCAAGUGACUCGGAGAGGGAGGUGAGUGACAGUGAGGCAGGGGGUAGCCCCAAAGGGGAGAGGAAGAACCGUUCUUCCAAGAAGAGCUCCAAGAAAAGCAGGACACGAAGCUCCUCCUCCUCUUCCGUAGAUGGCAGUCCGGAAACUAAAGGCGGGAAGGCUGGCUCUGUUCGCCGCGGUGAGGAUCACCCAGCUGUGAUGAGGCUAAAGCGCUACAUUCGGGCCUGUGGUGCCCAUCGCAACUACAAGAAGCUGCUGGGCUCCUGCCGCUCACACAAGGAGCGCCUGAGUGUCCUCCGGGCAGAGCUGGAAGCCCUGGGCAUGAAGGGUAACCCUUCCUUAGAGAAGUGUCGGGCCCUGAAGGAGCAGCGGGAGGAGGCAGCCGAGGUGGCCUCCUUGGACAUUACCAACAUCAUCAGUGGUUCAGGCCGGCCACGCAGACGCACGGCCUGGAACCCUUCAGGAGAAGCAGCACCCCCAGGGGAGCUAUACCGCAGGACCCUGGACUCAGAGGAAGAGCAGCCCCGCCCCCCACCCCCAGACUGGUCACAUAUGCGCGGCAUCAUCAGCAGUGAUGGCGAGAGUAACUGAGCUCCCUCCAUCCCCUAGGAGGGACUUCCCACUUGUAGCCAGCGUAUAUAGCACCCCCACCCCCAACUCUGUGCCUGCACAGAACAGAAGCAGCUUUCUUCAGAGAAGACCUGCAGCCCCCAGGGACACGAGUUGUUGGGAUCCUACUUCUCAGCCUCAUGUUUAAGGUGUUUACAGUUUAUUUUUUAAGACUCAAUAAAGGAGUGUUUGAAUCACCUCA